This is a messenger RNA of Morus notabilis, 2022 nucleotides long. RefSeq names its product probable serine/threonine-protein kinase PBL26. The record is from RefSeq and is a predicted model, not a curated record. Gene Ontology annotation, biological process: protein phosphorylation. Bases 1 to 2022 code for a protein of 673 amino acids. Gene Ontology annotation, cellular component: plasma membrane. Gene Ontology annotation, molecular function: protein tyrosine kinase activity; ATP binding. Lineage: Eukaryota; Viridiplantae; Streptophyta; Magnoliopsida; Rosales; Moraceae. The transcript is spliced from 9 exons.
AUGGAGUCGGCAGCAAAAGGCGGUCGUCGUAGUGUGGUGGUGAUUCUGGAUGCAUCUAGAGAUGAAAGCUUGAAAGCAAUUGAAAGGGUCUGGAAGGAGUUUUCUCUUGAAUCCGGAGAUGACCUUAUAAUUCUUGCAGUUCUUCACCAGGUUAAUAGUCCUAUGGGAUACAAGGUCACUGUGGAUUAUAAUUCGAUGUUUGGGACAAACGAGAAAGUCGUUGAGGAUGCGCUUGCGGUUAAGGAGAAAGAGUUCAUGGUCAAAAAGGAGAUUAUCAGUAUUUCAAAUGCAUGUCAAACAGAAAAGAUUAGUUUCCAAGUGAUGGUGCUUGCUGGAAAAAUCGAUGCUGUAGAAGAAGCGAAAGUAUCAGAAGCAACCUGGGUAAUUCUUGAUAAGGAGACGAAGAGAGACAAGAAAUUCUUCUUGGAACGCCUUUCAUGUGACAUAUCGAGAAUGAAAGAUGACAAGUCUCUUGAAUAUUUAAGGGGGCCAAAAGAAAAAGGAAACAGCAAACAACCAACUGAAGAUUUUGGAGGGCCAAAAGAGAGGGGAGACAGCAAUCCACCAACUGAAGGCAGUACUAGACUGCAGACUGACACUAGCACCAGAGGCCACAUAAAGUAUGAUGAAAUGAUACCAGGAAGCCCAAAAGGAAAGCAUUCUCAUCAUAGAAGUUCAUCAGGUUCUAAAGAGAAAUCAUCAAUAGAUAAAGAAAAUACUAGAAGUACGGAAGGAGAAAGAGCAGAAAGGAGCGAAAACGAUGGGGGGAGCCCAGAGGGGCAUGGACAGAAUCUCAACGACUAUGAUUGGAUCGGAGGAUAUGAAACUGAUGAGGAAUUUAUUUCAACUUGUACGAAAUGUGACAACAGACGGCCGAAGACUGGAUGGAAGAAAGAGUUCACUUAUAAAGAGCUCAAUGUGGCUACAAGCUGUUUUUCUGACAAGAACUUCCUAUCAGAAGGUGGAUUUGGUUCUGUCUACAAAGGAGUGUUGAAAAAUGGCCUAAACAUUGCUGUGAAGCAACACAAAAGUGCAAGCUUUCAGGGAGAGAAAGAAUUCGAAGCUGAGGUUCAUUUUCUCAGCAAAGCAAGACAUGAGAAUUUGGUCGUGCUGCUGGGAUCAUGUUCAGAAGGAGACAAUAGGCUUCUUGUUUAUGAAUUUGUAUGCAAUCGUUCAUUGGACCAACAUCUAUCAAAACACACACGUGAACCCCUAUCUUGGAAUGAAAGGAUGAAAAUUGCUACAGGAGCUGCAAAAGGAUUGCAAUACCUGCAUGCGAAAAAUAUUGUCCACAGAGAUAUCAGACCGAACAACAUCCUCCUAACACAUGAUCACCACACCCUGCUAGGAGACUUUGGUCUCGCAAGAACGCAAGAGGAAGAUCACUCGUCAGUAACAAGAGUUGUUGGAACUCUGGGAUAUCUAGCACCAGAGUAUGCGGAAAGUGGGAAAGUGUCAACCAAGACAGAUGUUUAUUCUUUUGGUGUCAUUCUAUUGCAGCUGAUAACAGGACGCGGCACUAAUGACAAGUCACUUGAAGGGAGAAGUCUUGUGGGAUGGGCUAGACCACUGCUAAAAGAAAGGAACUACCCAGAUUUAAUUGAUUCGAGAAUCACCGAUUCCCACGAUGUCCACCAACUCUUUUGGAUGAUUCGAGUAGCAGAAAAAUGUCUUACCAAGGAUCCCAAAAAGAGAUUAUCCAUGGAUGAGGUGGUAUAUGCUUUAAAUUACCUCAGAGAAUCAGAUACAAUCUGCAAUAUCAGGCUUUCACCCGCAAAUUCAGAUUCAUCACCAGGCAACGGUCGAGAUUCGCCUGACACAAAUGUUGAUGAUGAUGACAAUGAUCAUGCAAAGUAUGACUUAAAAACUCCCACAAUGUACAGCACCAGGUAUUAUGAUCAUAAUAUGAGUGGAACAAGUUCACAAUCUUAUUCAACUCGGUCAAUUUCUUCAUCAGAAAGUUCAAGCAUGUUCACAGCAUCUGUGGUGUCCAGUUUGGACAAUCGUGAUUAUCUCCAGUAG